GAUAAGUUUAGUAUCAAUUUUGAAACGAUGAAGUCGAUUUUAAUUUUCACUACAUUGGUUGUUUUAGCAACAGCCAAUCUCGACUUUGAGAAGUUUAAAGUCCAAUAUGGCAAAACGUACGCGUCUCCAGAAGAAGAAAGUUACAGACUCAGUAUAUUCGAAAAGAACCUUAAAGAAAUCGAAGAGCACAACUUAAAAUACGAACAAGGAUUGGUGACGUUCAAAAAAGCAAUCAACAAAUACGCAGACUGGAGCAAAGCUGAAUUUAGAAAUACUUUGCCUGCUUUCAAAUCCCAUCAAGUACAGAAGAGAAGGGUACUGAGAUCAAGAGGCAAUACUCCGGAAUCUAUUGACUGGAGGGAUGAAGGAGCUGUUGGGCCUGUACCUUCGCAAUCUGUUUGUGGAGGAUGGAGUCCGGUCGCAGUGGGCAGUAUGCAAAGUGUGAACAAAAUCGUCAACGGUGAGUUGGUCCUUUUAAGCGUCAGCAACCUGGAAGACUGCGUUGACGGGCCAGGAUGCACAGGCGGUUCCAUAGUUUCGGCGUACGACUACGUGAAGAAAAACGGAAUAAACGCCGCAUCCGAUUAUCCCCAGCGUUACGGCACAUGUCAGUUUCAACCAGAUAAAAUAGCUCUCAAAAUUCGAGACUACGGAGUCGUUAAUGGAACCGAAGAUGACUUGAUUGAAGCCAUUGCUACCAUUGGUCCGAUUUCGGUUGGUGUGGACGUGUCUGAUCAUUUUAUGUUUUAUACUUCCGGCAUAUUUUCGGACGACACAUGCGUCGACAAUUAUAUUAAUCAUUAUCUGUUGGCGGUUGGUUAUACCAAGGACGCGGUUAUUUUACAGAACACUUGGGGAUCCUCUUGGGGCGAAAAUGGAUACAUCAGGAUGAAGCGUGGCACUAGUAUGUGUGGACUUACUACUGCAGGAAUCUAUCCAAUUCUAUAGUAUUAUAUUAUUUUGUGUUA
Aethina tumida (small hive beetle) is the source of this 968-nucleotide messenger RNA. RefSeq names its product digestive cysteine proteinase 2. The record is from RefSeq and is a predicted model, not a curated record. Gene Ontology annotation, molecular function: cysteine-type endopeptidase activity. Lineage: Eukaryota; Metazoa; Arthropoda; Insecta; Coleoptera; Nitidulidae. The transcript has 2 exons. The coding region runs from base 28 to 948 and encodes 306 amino acids. Gene Ontology annotation, cellular component: lysosome.